Molecule: messenger RNA, 2379 nt
Organism: Entelurus aequoreus (snake pipefish)
Lineage: Eukaryota; Metazoa; Chordata; Actinopteri; Syngnathiformes; Syngnathidae
Product: moesin-like
Exons: 13
Coding region: 338-2077 (579 amino acids)
Biological process (GO): regulation of organelle assembly; regulation of cell shape; positive regulation of protein localization to early endosome
Cellular component (GO): plasma membrane; apical part of cell; cytoskeleton
Molecular function (GO): actin binding; cell adhesion molecule binding
Source: RefSeq, a predicted model, not a curated record
CUUUCUGUCUGGCUGCUGUCCUGUCAUCGGCCUGGGUGUGGUUUGAGAGUCCGGGUACCGUUAGCAGGAAACCGAGCUUUCGAGCCCAUUUUCACUUCGAAGGCGACACAAAAGACAAAUAUUUCUCACGGAAAGCGGUUUUUCCUUUCUUUCUUCCAGCUAACACAUAUAAGGUUGGAUUCGUUUUAGACCGGAAGCCAUUUGACUGGCGCCGUUGUUCUGAUGGGAAAAAGUUUUCUGCUGGUUUCGCCUACUGCUCGUCUGUUUUAUUAGCGUUUUUCUUGUUUUGUUUUUUCUUCCUACUUUUUGAACCCCAAGCGGACGACUAACAGCAAAGAUGCCGAAAACGAUUAGUGUACGAGUCACCACGAUGGAUGCAGAACUGGAGUUUGCCAUUCAGCCCACGACAACAGGAAAGCAACUGUUUGACCAGGUGGUGAAGACCAUCGGGCUGAGGGAGGUUUGGUACUUUGGACUCCAGUACCAGGAUACCAAGGGUUUGUCCACGUGGCUCAAGCUCAAUAAGAAGGUCACUGCCCAAGAUGUGAGGAAGGAGAGUCCGCUGCUGUUUAAGUUCCGUGCCAAGUUCUUUCCUGAGGAUGUGUCUGAGGAGUUAAUCCAGGAUGCCACCCAGCGGCUGUUCUUCCUGCAGGUGAAGGAGGGAAUCCUAAAUGAUGAUAUCUACUGCCCCCCAGAGACGGCCGUCCUCUUGGCCUCCUAUGCGGUGCAAGCGAAGUAUGCGGACUACAACAAGGAAGUCCACACGGCAGGUUAUCUGUCUAAUGAACAUCUGCUCCCUCAGAGAGUCCUGGACCAGCACAAACUCAGCAAGGAACAGUGGGAGGAGAGGAUUCAAGUGUGGCAUGAAGAGCACAAAGGAAUGAUAAGAGAGGAAUCCAUGAUGGAGUACCUGAAGAUUGCCCAAGACCUGGAGAUGUAUGGAGUCAACUACUUCAACAUCAAGAAUAAGAAAGGAACAGAGUUGUGGCUGGGAGUGGAUGCUUUGGGACUCAACAUUUAUGAACAGAAUGAUAAAAUGACACCCAAAAUUGGAUUUCCUUGGAGUGAAAUCAGGAAUAUUUCCUUCAACGACAAGAAAUUUGUCAUCAAACCAAUUGACAAGAAAGCACCAGACUUUGUAUUUUACGCUCCGAGGCUGCGCAUCAACAAGCGCAUUUUGUCUCUGUGCAUGGGAAAUCACGAGCUGUACAUGCGCCGCCGUAAACCCGACACCAUCGAAGUGCAGCAGAUGAAGGCUCAGGCCCGGGAGGAGAAGAAUCUCAAGAAGAUGGAACGGGCUCUGCUGGACAAUGAAAAGAGGAAAAGGGAAACUGCAGAAAAGGAAAAGGAGAAGAUCGAAAAGGAAAAAGAAGACUUAAUGGAACGGUUAAGGCAGAUUGAGGAGCAGACUAAACGGGCCCAACAAGAGCUGGAAGAGCAAACAAUGAGAGCUCUCGAGUUGGAGCAGGAGAGAAAGCGAGCUCAGGUGGACGCUGAGCGCUUGGAGGCGGAUCUGAAGGGCGCAGAAGACGCCAAGAUGGCGCUCCUGCAGCAGUCUGAGAACCAGAUGAAGAACCAAGAGCACCUGGCCACUGAGUUAGCUGAGCUGACAUCUAAGAUUUCCCUUCUGGAGGAUUCCAAGAAGAAGAAGGAAGAGGAGGCAGUGCUGUGGCAACAUAAGGCCACCAUGGUGCAGGAGGACUUGGAGAAGACCAAAGAAGAGCUCAAAAACAAAGUGACGGUGGUCCAUGUUCAGGAGCCCAUCAACACUGAGAAUGAGCACGAUGAGAACGACGAAAGCAGUGCAGAGGCCAGCGCUGAGUUCACAUCUGCGGCCGCGUACAAGGAUCGCAGCGAGGAAGAGCGCAUGACAGAGGCGGAGAAGAAUGAGCGUUUGCAGAAACAUCUACUCGCUUUGAGCUCAGAGCUGGCCAACGCUCGGGACGAGACCAAGAAGACGGUCAACGACAUGAUCCAUGCCGAGAACAUGCGAGCGGGGCGAGACAAGUACAAGACCCUCAGACAGAUCCGGUCAGGGAACACCAAGCAGCGCAUUGAUGAGUUUGAAUGUAUGUGAUGUGUGGCCGUCGUGAGGCUCAGUCCACCACACUGCAGCCGUGCGUCACUCAAGCGCUUUGUCUCCUACAAAUUCAAUCAGCUCCAAAUCAGCACAAUGUACAAAUAUGGAAGGAAAUUGCUCUUUUUUUUAAACUCUGCAAGUCACUGGUGGAUAAGGGACAUACUGUAUUUUAUAAGUGCCUUCGUCACGAGGAAGGUUUUGUAGCAUAUCUAUGAUAAAAACAUCAACUAUUUGUCAUUUUGUAUCUCAAAAAUAAAGAGCUGAAGGGCCAGCCUAACUCUGUGCCCUUUAUACAAACA